Messenger RNA from Tympanuchus pallidicinctus (lesser prairie-chicken), 793 nucleotides. RefSeq names its product Purkinje cell protein 4 like 1 (gene PCP4L1). The transcript has 3 exons. The record is from RefSeq and is a predicted model, not a curated record. NCBI's taxonomy places the organism in Eukaryota, Metazoa, Chordata, Aves, Galliformes, Phasianidae. Bases 106 to 318 code for a protein of 70 amino acids.
GCGGAGAGCCCCGCCCCCCCUCUCUUCCUAUUGGCUGCCGGCGGCUGUCACUCAAGCGCGCCCCCUUUAAAAGCGGAGUCGGCGCGGAGCGGCGCAGAGCGGCGGAUGGCGAUGAGUGCGCGCAGCCCCGAUGCAUCCCCGCGUCCUACGGAGGCACCCGGAGGGCAGCAGGAAGCCAAAGCUGCCGACCCCAAAAGGACGGAGGAGGAGGAGCUGAUCGACAUCGAUCUGAGCGCACCCGAAACGGAGCGGGCGGCUCUCGCCAUCCAGGGGAAAUUCCGCCGUUUCCAGAAACGCAAAAAGGAAUCGGGACCCUAAAGACCCCCCCGCCCCCCCCCCCCCCCCCCCCCCAUCGCCCCUCCGACCCCAUUAUUCGCAUAGGGGCCGCAGCCCCAUCCCAACCCCCCCCCCCGUCCUCAUUAUGGGGGCUCAGCUCUCCUAUGGGGUCAACGUCAAGAGUUCAGCCCUAACCUAUAGGUGAGGUGCCCCCCCUUUAAUGUGGGGGGUUGGGGGGGGGGGUCCCCCGAUGUCCCCCAGCCCUGCCGUAAGGGGGGGCACCUCUCCAUCCCCCGGCGUGACCCCAUUUGUCCCCCUUAAUGGUGAUGCUGAUGCUGGGGGGGGGGGGUUAUGGGAUGGUGUCCCCCAAAUGAGAGACCCCCCCGUGUCCUCUUAAAGGGGCAGGGGCUGUUGAAGGCUGUGUCACCCGUGUCACCCGUGUCACCCACCCCCCCCCCGCACCCCCACUUUGCUUUUUGGGGGGGUGAGCACUGGAAUAAAGCAGUGGGAGAAGAGA